Messenger RNA from Sordaria macrospora k-hell, 231 nucleotides. RefSeq lists its product as uncharacterized. The record is from RefSeq and is a predicted model, not a curated record. Lineage: Eukaryota; Fungi; Ascomycota; Sordariomycetes; Sordariales; Sordariaceae.
AUGCCUUCCCAAAUCGCACAGCCUACACCCAUCUCGGUUCCUCGCCCGAACCUCGGCGUCAUGACCUCGCAAGACCUUUUCGCCAGUGUCAACGCUUCCUUCAGCAAGAACAGCCAGCCGUCAACACCCAGUCACACCAUCCAAGAGCAUGACUACUCGGUGCCAGCUCCUCCUCCUCCAAGCCCCGUUAGCUUCCGGGAUCACCAUUGGCCAUCAACCGUUCGCCGUUAA